Messenger RNA from Kwoniella mangroviensis CBS 8507, 1890 nucleotides. RefSeq names its product ubiquinone biosynthesis monooxygenase COQ6. The record is from RefSeq and is a predicted model, not a curated record. Gene Ontology annotation, cellular component: mitochondrion. Gene Ontology annotation, molecular function: oxidoreductase activity, acting on paired donors, with incorporation or reduction of molecular oxygen, NAD(P)H as one donor, and incorporation of one atom of oxygen; 2-octaprenyl-6-methoxyphenol hydroxylase activity; FAD binding. NCBI's taxonomy places the organism in Eukaryota, Fungi, Basidiomycota, Tremellomycetes, Tremellales, Cryptococcaceae. Bases 1 to 1890 code for a protein of 629 amino acids. The transcript has 5 exons. Gene Ontology annotation, biological process: ubiquinone biosynthetic process.
AUGCGAGCAAAUGUAUCGCUCCUCUCGGUACCUCGAGCAUCAGGCAAGACACUCUGCCCUCGACCACUUUCCCUUCCCUCAGCUUCGCGGUCUUCGAUCAAUCAUCAUCCUCGCUCAUUACAUACACCUCCUUCCUCGCUUGUCGGUAGAGACGUCCGUACCUCACCAUGCAAUCCUCAAGCCAUUCUCUUAAGCAGGACAUCAGUCGGCGGGACAAGGAACCACUCAUCUUCUCCUGCUGUCGAACCUCCAGCGGCCAUACCUGAAAUCAGCGAAGAAAACAGUUAUGAUAUAGUCAUCAUCGGAGGGGCUAACGCAGGAUUGGCAUUUGCCUGUGCUUUAUUAUCUCAACCUACAAUAUCAUCCACAACCAAAAUCCUAUUACUUGAGGGAUCAUCUCUGGACAAAACUCGAAAUUGGUCUGGAGAGGGAGACUGGGAGAAUAGGAUAAGUAGUUUGACUUGGGAAAAUAUUUCAUGGUUGGAAACUAUAGGCGUUUGGAAACAUAUUGAACAGAGUCGAUCUUGUCCGGUAGAAGAGAUGAUUAUUUGGGCGAAUCCCUCUCCCAAUUCUUUCCCCACUAUCCACUUCCCACCGCUUGGUCAUCCGAUGGCGAGAAUGACGGAGAAUAUGAACCUCCAACGAGCCCUGCUGCGACGUAUAGAGGAGAUCGGAAAGGGUAAAGUAGAUCUCAAAGAGGGUAAGAAAGUACAGGAAAUGAGGCUGGGUGAAGGUCAGAGAUGGGUAGGGUUGAGGGUGGGGGAGACGGAAUGGAUUAAAGGUAGUUUGGUGGUCGGCGCAGACGGACCCAACUCUCCCGUCCGAUUGUUUUCGAAAAUUGAGACGUACGGCCACGCCUACCAGACUCAUGCAGUAGUAGCGACCCUCAAUCAUCCCCCUUCACCACUCUACCCUAAUACGACAGCUUUCCAGCGAUUCCUCCCUACCGGUCCCAUCGCAUUCCUCCCAUUAAGCUCCGAAGCUUCAACGAUGGUUUGGUCAACCUUACCUCUUCAUGCCGCUGCCCUCAAAAGACUAUCUCCAGAGGCGUUGACAUUGAUGGUCAAUUGUGGAUACCAAUUACCUGAAUCUACACUGACCGCUCUCACCGAUGAGAUGAUCCGGGCCGAUCAACUCGGUCAACCAUUUUCCGCAAAUCGGAUAAACGAACUACUAGCUUCGUUACCUAUACCUGGUAAUACAGUAGGAGAGACGGACCAACCUAUCUUACCUCCUACAAUCACAUCCAUCCAUGCUCCCUCGGUAGCUUCAUUCCCUCUUCGUCUCUCCCACGCGAACGAAUAUUUAGGACAGAGAACUGCAUUAGUAGGUGAUGCGGCACAUACGAUCCACCCAUUAGCUGGACAAGGUUUGAAUCAAGGCUUAGCGGAUGUAAGAUGUUUAGCGGAGGUGUUAGAAAAUACAUGGAAGUUAGGUGGUGAUUUGGGUAGUAUAACUAGCUUAGCUGAUUAUCCCCGUGAGAGAUAUCCUCUAAAUCACUUGAUACUGUCGACAACAGAUAAAUUACAUUAUAUAUUCAGAGCGAGGAAUGGAAUUGUAAAUUGGUUUAGAGGAACGGGAUUGGAAAUCAUAAAUGAAUUAGGACCGUUAAAGAAAUUGUUAAUGGGUGGAGCAGGUGCUCAACCGAAUAUAACCACUCGAGGUGAACUUAGUAAGAGCAGGAAAGAUGAUGAGAGGGAAUUUGGAAGGGUUAGAGGUGCAGGAGAUGAAUUGGGGCAGAUUGGUGGAUGGCAGAUGACCGCUGCGAACGGAGUGGAAAGUUGGUUUACAAUCAAGGGAGUCGCGAAGAUGGCGGGCGAAGUGGGAGUGGGGUUGGUAAGAGAGGGUAUGAGAAAGGCUGUUGGUGCGUUAGAUCAUAGGAAUAAGUAG